Malania oleifera is the source of this 3172-nucleotide messenger RNA. Its product is annotated as protein SLOW WALKER 2. Bases 149 to 2914 code for a protein of 921 amino acids. The transcript is spliced from 16 exons. Gene Ontology annotation, cellular component: nucleus. Lineage: Eukaryota; Viridiplantae; Streptophyta; Magnoliopsida; Santalales; Ximeniaceae. The record is from RefSeq and is a predicted model, not a curated record.
GGCGCCGCUCAAGCUCUCUCUUCGCAAACCUUCCGUGUUCGAUUUUCAAAUUGGCUGUUGCUCUACGGUAGUUUCUGAUACCGCCCUCAGCCCUAACGCCGUUCCCUCGCCGCCCCCUCGCCGUCCGUUGUUCCGGACGCCGGCUGCUAUGGGGAAAUCCAAACCUAAGGUUUUCUCGUCGUCGGCUGAUCAACCGAAGGCGGCAGUUGAUCGGUUCAAGAGCACAUCGGAACUACCUUUGGUGAAGGCGAGCGCUCUGGGAGUGUGGUAUGUGGACGCCGCGGAAUUAGGGACCAAGCUUUUGGGGAGUGAAGUGAAGAAGGUCCAGUCCAAGAGUGUGGAAGAGUGGAACAAGUUGGUUGCGAAGAAGAAGGAGCUCGCAGAGAGUUUGUUGGCCCAGUACGCGCAGGAUUUCGAAUCGUCGAGGGGGCGAAGUGGGGACAUUAAGAUGCUUAUGGCGACGCAAAGGUCCGGCACGGCUGCCGAUAAAGUUUCGGCCUUUUCCGUCACGGUGGCAGAAAAUCCUAUUGCGAAUAUGAAGUCUCUGGAUGCGCUAUUGGGAAUGGUGACAUCAAAAGUGGGAAAGCGUCAUGCAUUGACAGGAUUUGAAACACUUAAAGAAUUGUUUAUUUCAAGCCUGCUACCUGAUCGUAAGCUGAAAAAUCUCUUCCAGCAGCCACUAAAUCAUCUCCCUGAGUCAAAAGAUGGUUACUCCCUUCUACUUUUCUGGUAUUGGGAAGAAUGUUUGAAGCUGAGGUAUGAACGUUUUGUUUCUGCGCUCGAGGAAGCAUCAAGGGAUGUUUUACCUAUUCUUAAAGACAAGGCAUUAAAGAUCAUGUAUGCGUUGCUAAGGAGUAAACCGGAGCAGGAGCGCAGACUGCUCUCAGCUCUAGUCAACAAACUAGGGGAUCCUGAAAGUAAGGUUGCAUCCAGUGCUGACUUCCACUUAUCAAACAUUUUGUCAGACCAUCCAAAUAUGAAGGCUGUGGUGAUUGAUGAGGUGGACUCAUUUCUCUUUCGGCCUCAUCUGGGAUUACGAGCUAAAUACCAUGCUGUUAACUUUUUGAGCCAAAUUCGUCUGAGUCACAAAAAAGAUGGACCAAGGGUAGCAAAACGUUUGAUAGAUGUAUAUUUUGCAGUGUUUAAGGUGCUUAUUUCUGGGGCAGGUGGUGAACAAAAGGUGAACAAAAGCAGCAAAGCUGUGAAUGGAAAAAGUUUAGGUUCUUUCAACAACAGUAAGGCCGAAAGGUCAUCAGAAUCUCAUAUUGAAAUGGAUUCAAGGAUUCUAUCUGCUCUCUUAACAGGAGUCAAUAGAGCUUUUCCUUUUGUCUCAAGUGAUGAAGCAGAUGAUGUUAUUGAGGUCCAAAAUCCAGUACUUUUCCAGUUGGUUCAUUCACAGAACUUUAAUGUGGGAGUUCAAGCAUUAAUGCUUCUUGACAAGAUUUCAUCCAAAAAUCAUGUUGUCAGUGACCGGUUCUUCCGUGCCUUGUAUUCAAAACUCUUACUUCCAGCAGCCAUGAAUUCUUCCAAGGCAAAAAUGUUUAUUGGACUGCUUCUGAGAGCCAUGAAAAGUGAUGUGAAUUUAAAGCGUGUAGCUGCCUUCUCGAAGCGUCUAUUGCAGGUUGCUCUGCAGCAGUCGCCUCAAUAUGCAUGUGGAUGCCUUUUUCUCCUCUCUGAAGUCCUUAAAGCGAGGCCGCCCUUAUGGAACAUGGUGCUUCAGAAUGAAUCAGUUGAUGAAGAUCUUGAACAUUUUGAAGACAUUGUAGAAGAUGCUGAUGAUGAACCAACUGCAGCAUCAAAGAAACCAGAAAAUGCUGUUGAGAUUUUUCACAGCAAUGAUUCUGUGAAAUCGGAUGGUGAUUCCUCACAGGAUGUGGAUGAUUCUCCUGCCUCUUCUUCAGAAGACGAUGUUUCUGAUGAAGGGGAAGAGUUACUAGUGGGAAAUGGCUUGAAUGAUCGUCAGGAACCCAAAACAGUGUCUAAUCAUGAGAGACAUCAAUCUCCAGGUUCUGUUAUGAGGUCUUUCCUGCCUGGAGGAUACAAUCCGCGGCAUAGGGAACCUUCUUACUGCAAUGCAGAUCAUGUAAGCUGGUGGGAGCUUACAGCACUUGCUUCACAUGUGCAUCCGUCGGUUGCGAUGAUGGCUAGGACCCUUCUUUCUGGGGCUAACAUUGUCUACAAUGGAAACCCCUUAAAUGACCUGUCACUUGCUGCUUUUCUGGACAAGUUCAUGGAGAAGAAACCAAAGCAAAGCACAUGGCAUGGUGGUUCCCAAAUUGAACCUGCCAAGAAGCUUGACAUGAAUAACCAUCUAAUUGGAGCAGAGAUUCUGUCGUUGGCUGAAGUGGAUGUACCACCUGAAGAUCUAGUGUUCCACAAGUUCUAUGCAAAUAAAAUGAGUUCGUCAAAGAAGCCGAAGAAGAAAAAGAAGAAAGUGGUGGAUGAAGUUGGUGGAGAACUGUUUGACUUAGAUGGUGAUGGUGGUGAUGAGAGUGACGAGGAGGAGAUUGAGAACAUGUUGGAUUCCGUAGAUCAUGAUUUGGAAACAGAUGGUGCGUACGAUUACGAUGACCUGGACCGGAUUGCAAAUGAAGAUGAUGAUGAUUUGGUUGGUAAUGCUAGUGAUGGGGAGAUGGACAUUGCGUCAGAUAUGGGGGUGGGGGAUGACGAGGAGGACGGCGGUGGCAACAUGGUUGGCAAUGAGGAUGAUAAUGAACAAGGUGUUGCUGAUAUUGGGGAUGCAUUCGAGGGGAGGAAAAGAAAACGGAAGGCUGGGGGGAAGAGUGGGGCAUCCCCUUUUGCUAGUCUUGAGGAUUAUGAGCAUUUGCUUAACAAGGAGGACAGUCCUGCAAAACAAAAAUCUGCAGCCAAGAAGCAAUCCAAGUUGCGGAAGAAGGGUAAACGUUCCCAGUGAGCUGCUGCAUCGUAUUCGUAUACCUUCAUGGCGAAACAUUUCUCGAGGGAUGCUGUAGUAAGAUUUUGGUCUUUUAGUUACAAAAUGUCAAUUUUGAAGAAUAAUUUUAUUUAUAAUAUUUAAAUUUUAAAUUUAUUAGACAGAUUAUUUUAUCAUCACAAAGUAAAUAGGAGUCCAACUUGUCUUGUCACUUUGAAAAAUGUUGUGGGCAUAAUAUAUAUAAACUCUUUAUGCAAUGGGAAACUAUAUUUGUUGCCA